GCUCCUUCUCUCUUCCCUUCCUCCCUUCGCUCAUUACCAUUCCUCUCCUUCUCUCCGCGUUUCAUCACUACUCUUUUGCUCCAUUCUCCCUUCCUCCUUUCGCACUCUGCUGGAAGCGUGUCCCAAAGGAGCAGUCGAACGCCUCGGCUCCCUUCGCUGCAUGUCUGCAUCCCUCGCUCCUUUCCUUCUAUCCAUCCUCUCAUUCUCCUCUUGUUGUUCCCUUCGCGUCGCCGCCAGUCGCUAUCCUCCACUUCCUUUUAUUGUCCGUCUUCCCCAAGAUCCUUACCCUACGCCGACUACUGCUUCUCCUCUGGAUCUACACGCGUGUUCCCUCUCCUUAAUUGAAUCCUCUUUUUUACAAUCUGGCUGCUGCUGCUGCUCUCCUUAUUCAGUCUCCAUUCCCUCUUCGUUUGCAUCCCACUCAUCAUGACCGUCGACGAUUCCGUUGUGCAAAAGCUCUGGAAGCUGACUAACGAGCUCACUGCCCAGCUCGUCUUCAACCGCAAUGCGACUCUGGAGCUGAAGCAGCAGCUUGCUGAUCUCCAGGCAAAGACAGCACAGAGUUCAUAUCCAAUCUCGGUCGUGCACAAUGUAGCUUUGCAUGCUACUCAAGAACAUACGGAUAUCAGUCUCAGGAUAGCGAACGAACGAUUGAUGGAAGAAAACUCGCAGCUACAGGAGCAACUACGCGAGUACGAGCGUUGGAUGGAGUAUAUCAUGGCAAAAUUCCGACUCCAGAAUGAGUUAGCAGUGCGACUGCAGGAAGAGAAUACAACGCUACAGGCACGGCUAGCAGAUGUGGGCGCAGUAGCAAGGAGGGCGAUCAGCGAGGAGUAUUACAAUACAGAGUCGAUCAUAGAGAUGCUAGAGAUCGAGAACCAAGGCCUUCGGGAGAUGCUUGGGGUAGCGUCAGACAACUUUGCCCCCAUGGCUGUGCGGCACCCUGGCAACCGGGUUUCAUUUCCAAGCACAGGGUCAUAUGUCCCAUCCAGUGGAAGUGAUCGGGAACAACAGCUUGGCACCAACGUGAUUGCGCCACCAUCUCCAUCAGAACAGACUGUCAAAGAAAGUGCUUUAUCAACAUCUCCAUCUUUGGCAUCGGUUGCUACACCUUCACCAACACCGCGUCCUUCAAAACCAACUGCACAGGAUACAUCUCCAAGCAUUGCCAUUAGCUCCGCGAUGAGCACGGCGUCCAACUCGACAGUGACAUCGCCUCGUACUAGGAAAUCCAGCACGGACUCUGAGUCUGUCGACAUCAAGGACAUGACCAGAAAACCAGCGGCAACAAGGAAGAAAUCCGAUGAGACCUCACCAGGGGCCGUGGGUACGAAGGGAGGAAUGACAAUCAACACGCAUGUUGUGCCAAAGCGGACCAGCAGCAUCACCAACAACAACAACACUACCAGUCAUGCUGGAGGCGGCUCGACUGGUCAAAAAGCUAAAAAGAGCAACAGGAACCCAAGAUCAUAG
Messenger RNA from Gamsiella multidivaricata, 1473 nucleotides. RefSeq lists its product as uncharacterized. The transcript has 4 exons. The coding region runs from base 427 to 1473 and encodes 348 amino acids. NCBI's taxonomy places the organism in Eukaryota, Fungi, Mortierellomycota, Mortierellomycetes, Mortierellales, Mortierellaceae. The record is from RefSeq and is a predicted model, not a curated record.